Messenger RNA from Panicum hallii, 1753 nucleotides. RefSeq lists its product as uncharacterized. The transcript is spliced from 8 exons. The coding region runs from base 1 to 1554 and encodes 517 amino acids. The record is from RefSeq and is a predicted model, not a curated record. Gene Ontology annotation, molecular function: ubiquitin-protein transferase activity. NCBI's taxonomy places the organism in Eukaryota, Viridiplantae, Streptophyta, Magnoliopsida, Poales, Poaceae.
AUGAUACAGGGAGCCCGGCGAGCCUCGGCUGCGGCGACGACGGCCGGCCCGCGCCCGCGCCCCGGCAGCACCGCCCUCCUGCCGCCCGGCCCGCCGCCUCGCCGCACCUCCGCGCGGCGGGCCCGAGGCGGCGGCCGCGCGGGCGCGGCCACGGAGGCGCUGGUGCGCCGCUCGGUCGUCGAGCCGUGCGUCACCUGCGGGAUCUGCGGCGGCCUCAUCCGCGACGCCACCGCCUUCUCCGAGUGCCUCGACGCCUUUUGCAGGAAAUGCAUAUAUGACAAGUUGGCCAAGGAAAAUAUAAAGUGCUGCCCCACGUGCGGCAUCCAUUUAGGCCGUGCUCCAUUGGAGAAGCUCAGACCUGAUCAUAGCCUGCAACACAUCAGGUCAGUGAUAUUUCCUUCUAAGAGGCGCAAGGUUGCCACUGUCAAGAAGAGGAAGGAAAAGGUACCGGCUGAAUCGAACCUUUCUUUAGUGGUGGAUAUAGCUGUAGAAGGAAGCACUGUACUGCUGCCACACUUACAGAAGGUGGAGGUUGAGGUGAUUGAUGAGGCUUUGGUAGCUCAGGAAUCAGUUCAUGAGUCUUCCACAUUGAAUCUUGCUCCUGUUGGAAGAGAUGUUUUGUCACGAAUUAGGUGUCGGGACUUUUACUCAGCAUGCAGUCUUUCUGCGGAGACUGGAGCCUUGAUUGUGUGGCAACCACCACCUGUCCUAGAGGAGGUAGUUGCCCUCGAUCAGUUAGCCCCCAGGCAGGACCCAGAGACUUUUGGGCCUCCAGCGACCUCUGAUACUGAGUACCAGCAACAAGAACUGACUGUACAGAUGACCAAUACUUCGGUAGUGGCUGGCAGCUCAUCCCAUUCUAGGAUGACUGUCCAGGAUGAUGAAAGCUUCAGGGGAGAUAUUCUCACAUUGUUGAAUGAGAGUAAUGCAAGGAUCAUGGGGAGGUAUGAUGCCUACAUAAACCAAUUUAAGGCAGAGAACUCCAAAUUAAUAGAGCAAUUGGAAAAUGAAAGAGCAGCUUCUCUUGAGAAGACGAGAAUUCUCGAAGAGAGGCACCAACGAGAAUUGGAAGAUGAAAGAGCAGCAGCUGCUGAGAGGACUAGAAUCCUUAAAGAGAGGCUCCAAAGAGAAUUGGAAAAUGAACGAGAAGCUGCUGUUGAGAGAAUAAGAAUUCUUGAAGAGAGGCUCCAAAGAGAGUCCCAAAUAGUCCUGGGUCUUGAAAGCCGAAGCCAAUCCUUGGAGGCAGAGAAUUCCAGACUUAAUGAAGAACUAGAAAAUGAAAAAGCAGACAACCAGGAUCUGAUGUCAGAUAUUUCAGAGAAAAGUGAUGAGCUUGCUACACUCAAAUAUUACUGUGACAUGUUUGAGUCAGACAAGACAUAUCUAGAAAAUCAAAUUGAGCAUCUGAACAAGGAAUUGGAAUAUAGGAAGAAAGAGCAUGCAAGAUAUGUCCGUCAAGUCUUGGAUGCAGCAAGGGCGGUUCCUGACAACUUGGAGACUAUCCCCACCGAUGCUGGGUUCUGGAUUGAAGCAGAGACAUCGGACCUUUCUUGAACUUCUGCUGAUGUUUCAGGUUGUUUCUUCCUCUGGUUGCAUGUUAGUAGCUUUGUAUAGUGCUGUAUCCGUCUGUUUAGUUGUAGCUUAGCUUCUUGUUAAUCUCCUUCCUGUGCUGUUUGGUUCUGUCUGGUGUACCAAAAUAAUGUAAAUUCAAUUCUGUUUGAAGCUGAUGCAAAGAGCCAAUUUUAUGUUUGCA